AUGUUCAAUUUUAAACCAAAGUUAGAGAAAUAUUAUUAAUUUUAGAUAUUAUAAUUCUCAGGAAAAGAAAAAAUUUGAACAACUAUUUGAAGCUUACUUCGACCCAGUGAACUAAAAUAAGACCUCAAGCUAUUUAUCAAUAUUGAAGAAGUAUUAUUAAGUCAUCAUAAAUUUAAGAAAUAAAUAAAUUAGAUUUCUUACAAAGGCCUUUGUAUUUACAUUUCCAUUGAUAUUUGGAUUGUAUUUGUUGCCAGGUAAUUAAUUUAAGAUACAAAUUCAAAUUAAGAAGGUUGUUAGAAAAUCAAUUGUAGAAUUUUACAAAUUUAUUUAUGAUUAUUCUGAUUUAUCAUAGUAAGUAUUAAAUUAUAAAAGAUUUAAGUAAAUCAACAUGUUCACAACAAUAUCUAUUGGCAUUAAAUUAAUAAUAUAUAUAUUUUGAGGAAUAAGAAAUUAAAAAUGAAGGGCUGUUCGAGAAUAUCAUUAAAUAAUACAUAUUCAUAUUGAAUGGUAUAAAAUAUGAUUAAUGAAUUAAGAUAAUCAAGAUUAAUUGGAGUUUGUAUUACUACAUUUGGAUGAACUUUUAUUAAAGGUGCUGGAGAGAAAUCGAUAUCAUUAUUUUAUUGAGAAUUCAACAAUUUUGAUAGAUCUAUUAGAUAUCAUAACUAGAACAUUACCAGAUUUAGAUGUUUCCCAAUUACAAUAUAAAUAUUAAUUUGAAUUGCAAAAGCUAUAGUCAAUUACAACUUUACUUUGUGCCUUGUUUCAAUAUUGUUUAAAGUAGGACGAAAGAAUCGAAAUAUAUCAAUAUGGCGUGGGCAUCUUAAAAAAGAAUGUUGUAAUGGCAAAGCUUUUGUAAUCACAAUUCAAUUUGUUGUUACCAAUAAUCUAUAAGGAUUUAGCAUGUCAGGAAGAUUAGAUAAAUUUAAGCACAAUUAAGUUUUUGAUUGAAUUUUAAAACAGUUUAAGUAUAAAAUGGUUUAAUAUGAAGAGAGCAGCAAUUUGUUUGAUUAGUUACUGAAGGAUCAAUUAUUUUCAAAUUUGAUAAGUGUGUUGGACAGAAAAUCUCCAUAGUUUAGAGAGGAGUUCUUGAAAUUUUUGGGGAUGGUGAAUGAGAAUAAGGAGGUUUGUUAUUUGAUGAAAGAGACGAAGAUUUACGAGGAGGAGAAAUUAAGAUUGAAGAGUUUAAAAGUAAAUAAAGAGUUAUAGAUGAUUAUAAAAUAAUUGAUAUAAUGAUU
Paramecium octaurelia is the source of this 1235-nucleotide messenger RNA. Lineage: Eukaryota; Ciliophora; Oligohymenophorea; Peniculida; Parameciidae. The record is from the annotation of a GenBank genome assembly.